Messenger RNA from Cryphonectria parasitica EP155, 162 nucleotides. RefSeq lists its product as uncharacterized. NCBI's taxonomy places the organism in Eukaryota, Fungi, Ascomycota, Sordariomycetes, Diaporthales, Cryphonectriaceae. The record is from RefSeq and is a predicted model, not a curated record. The transcript is spliced from 2 exons. The annotation marks the transcript as partial.
CUGGUAUGCAAGAUGAUGGAUAAUGCAAAGCGUUAUUCUCAGUAUAUUCAUUGUGCUCAUUCUUGUGAUGGCUGUGGGAUUCCUGUUUCUGCUUUUUCGCGCAUUAUAGCAGAAGAUAAGAGGCUGGAAUCGAAGGAGUGGGAGGCGGAGGCAGAGUUGGAG